Messenger RNA from Penicillium cosmopolitanum, 894 nucleotides. RefSeq lists its product as uncharacterized. NCBI's taxonomy places the organism in Eukaryota, Fungi, Ascomycota, Eurotiomycetes, Eurotiales, Aspergillaceae. The record is from RefSeq and is a predicted model, not a curated record. The transcript has 6 exons. The coding region runs from base 1 to 894 and encodes 297 amino acids.
AUGGCCUCGUUUCUUAUUACCGGCUCCUCGCGUGGCCUGGGCCUUGCACUUGCCACCCGACUUGCAUCUCUACCCAGCGGCCAAGUGGGAACUAUCUUCGCGACCGCUCGUCAGGAUAAUUCGGCACAACUCAAGGAGCUCAUAAGUGCUUCUUCCGGUCGCGUUGAACUUGUCGUUUUAGACGUGACCGAUAAGAAAAGCGUACAGGAAGCAAGUCGCCUGGUUGAACAGAAGUUACAAGGCAAGGGUCUUGACUAUUUGAUCAACAAUGCUGGUGCAAUGGACUGGAACCCCGCCGGAGUGGAGGGGAUCCUUCUUGCCUCUGCUGCGUCGCGGGAGAAGAAGUCCGUUAUUAACAUUUCGACGACUCUGGGAUCUAUUGCCAGAGCUCAUGUCUACGAACAAACGCGCUCGCCUGCCUACAAGAUCACGAAGGCUGCGUUGAAUAUGCUGAGCGUACAAUAUGCGCAACAAUAUGCCUCUGAAGGAUUUACCUUCUUGCUUGUUAGUCCUGGAUGGUUGCAAACUGAUCUAGGAGGCUCACGAGCAGAUCUGCCUGUCGAGACAGGUGCCGAGAAGGUGGUCGAUAUCGUGCUGAAGACCGGGCCUCAUCAAAAUGGAAAGUUUGUCAACAUUCAUGUUCCAGGUUGGGAGAAUGCGAAAGGAAAUAAUUUCUACGCAGGGGAAGAAGUCGAAUGUGGAGUAUCAGAAUUCACGGAUAAAUAUUUGAUGGUGACUGCCCUCCUGCUCCGGGUCCUUGCAACCACUCGAGCAAAGCUUGGGGUGGCCAACAUCACCGGGGUUCUUGCAGUGGAACAGAACAUUCUUGAGAUCCUCCUUCUCAAGGUCGGUGCCCUUGAGGACAUCCUUAAGAUCGGCCUCGGUAAAACCUAA